Caenorhabditis elegans is the source of this 1150-nucleotide messenger RNA. RefSeq names its product Purine nucleoside phosphorylase (gene pnp-1). The transcript has 5 exons. Lineage: Eukaryota; Metazoa; Nematoda; Chromadorea; Rhabditida; Rhabditidae. The coding region runs from base 32 to 937 and encodes 301 amino acids. Gene Ontology annotation, molecular function: guanosine phosphorylase activity; catalytic activity; purine-nucleoside phosphorylase activity. Gene Ontology annotation, biological process: nucleoside metabolic process. The record is from RefSeq and is marked reviewed.
ACUCACCACUUCUACUUCACUAUCACCAGCCAUGGAGAACAACAAUUCACCAACCAACGCUGCGGAGCACAAUCAGAAAAUUGACCCCAGAAACUACGACGAUGUGCUCUCGGUGGCCGCCUCAAUCAGAGAGCAAGUAGGAGAAGAUGUUGCCCGAGCCGACCUCGGAAUCAUCUGCGGAUCCGGUCUUGGACCAAUCGGAGACACUGUUCAAGACGCCACUAUCCUUCCGUACUCAAAGAUUCCAGGAUUUCCAACAACCCAUGUCGUUGGGCACAAAGGAAACAUGAUUUUUGGAAAGCUAGGAGGAAAGAAGGUUGUGUGUUUGCAAGGAAGAUUUCACCCAUACGAGCAUAAUAUGGAUUUGGCUUUGUGCACCCUCCCAGUCCGUGUAAUGCACCAGCUUGGUAUCAAGAUCAUGAUUGUCUCCAACGCAGCGGGAGGUAUCAAUGCCGUGUUGAGACACGGAGACUUGAUGCUCAUCAAGGAUCAUAUUUUCCUUCCGGCCCUUGCCGGAUUCUCUCCACUUGUCGGAUGCAACGAUCCCAGAUUUGGAGCCCGAUUUGUAUCGGUUCAUGAUGCCUAUGAUAAGCAGCUUAGACAACUCGCCAUUGAUGUUGGCCGUCGUAGUGAUAUGACGUUGUACGAGGGUGUCUAUGUGAUGUCCGGUGGACCACAAUACGAGUCACCAGCUGAGGUAUCACUCUUCAAAACAGUCGGAGCCGACGCACUCGGAAUGUCAACUUGCCACGAGGUUACCGUAGCUCGUCAGUGUGGAAUUAAGGUCCUUGGUUUCUCUCUUAUUACCAAUAUUGCAAACUUGGAUGCAGAUGCAUCAGUCGAAGUGUCACAUGAAGAAGUUAUGGAUAUCGCGCAACAAGCCGGUGAACGAGCAUCCCGUUUUGUGUCGGAUAUCAUUACGGAGAUUACUCUCUAAAUGUGUUCCUUGAUCUUUUAUGAUAUAACCUGCUUUCAUUCUCUUGAUUUCACUCGAUUCUCUUCUUCCAUUUCACUUACUCAUUCUUUUUUAGCCUUUUAAAGGCGCACAUCGCCCCACAAAGUAUAGCAUCUGAUCGAAUAGAAUAACCGACAAUAUGUACAAUUGUAUGUUUAUACCUUUUGGCCGAUUUAUCAUAUAAAAAUCAUAUUG